CGUACCCGGCCGGCACAUCCCCGCAGUCGUCGGUUGUCAAACGGCGAAGCGAGUGACUUGCGACUGUCGUCCACCACGAAGCGUCUCCGUCACAUCAUACAGCGCAAACAAACAUCAACUCACACGCGCGCCACAAGUUGUAGUUAGCAAAAAAAAAAAAAACAUGGAGACACUUAAACCUGUUGUUAAAGCACUCGACAAGGACGUCAUCGCCAAGAUGCGCACCAUCUUCGCCUCGGAUAAGAAAAACAUCUUCGCGCAGAACGUGUGCUCGCGCGUGGACCCCUUCGACGUGUGCCUUAGUCGCAAAUACCUCGAGGAACCCCUCCACGUCUUCAAUCACAAAGUCGACGAGGUGAAACCCACCACGAAUCAGAAGAGCAGCGGGCGUUGCUGGAUAUUCGCUGUGCUCAAUGCGAUGCGUGUGCCAUUCAUGAAGAAGCUCACCGUGGAGGAGUUCGAGUUCAGCCAGGGCUAUCUUUUCUUCUGGGAUAAGAUCGAACGCAGUAACUUUUUUUUGAAUAAUGUCGCUGAGGUUACGAAGCGCGGGGAGUCCAUCGAUGGGCGACUCAUGUCUUUUCUACUUAAUGAUCCGACGAGUGAUGGCGGCCAGUGGGAUAUGCUGGUGAAUCUCAUUACUAAGUAUGGUGUUAUGCCGAAGAAGAACUUUCCGGAGACGUUUAGUUGCGAGCAGAGUAUGCGGCUCAAUUCGAUACUUAAAAGCAAACAUAGAGAAUACGCAAAAGCAAUCCGAGAUAAAAUCAGCUCCGGUGCAUCGGACGCCGACGUGAAGAUGCUCAUCGAGGACCAAAUGCUCAACAUUUUCCGCGUGGUGGGCAUCUGCCUCGGCGUGCCCAGCGAGAAAUUCACCUGGGAGUACUACGACAAAAACAAAGCCUACCACUCAGUCGGCCCCAUCACCCCACGCGAAUUCUACGAAACGCAUAUUAAACCAGUCUUCAACAUCGAAGACAAAGUCUGCCUGGUGACGGAUCCACGCCCCACGAAUCCUUUCGGCAAUGUUUACACCGUAGAUUGUCUUGGGAACAUGGUCGGCGGCCGUCGAUGCAUUUACAACAAUCAACCAGCUGAACUCUUAUUGGAACUAACAGCGAAGAGUAUUAAAGAUGGCGAACCGGUGUGGUUCGGCUGCGAGGUAUCCAAACGCUUCGCUGGUAAACUCGGAAUAUUAGAUCUAGAUGUCCAUGAUUUCCCGCUGGUUUUUAAUCUGGAUAUUCAGAAGACCAUGACCAAAGCCGACAGGUUGCUGUAUGGUGAUAGUUCCAUGACGCACGCGAUGGUUUUCACCGCUGUGCAGACAAAUGGUCAAGGUGAAGUUACGAAAUUACGCGUGGAAAACUCCUGGGGUGAGGACAGAGGCGAGAAAGGAUACAUCGUGAUGUCCGUGCCAUGGUUCCACGAGUUUGUCUUCGAAGUUGUCGUGGAUAAGAAGUACGUGCCGGCGAGUGUAAUGGACGUGUUCAAGCAGGAGCCAAUUGUGUUGCCUGCAUGGGACCCAAUGGGCACACUCGCUUAAAAUCUCGUGAAAUGAACGAAUAAUCUCGAAACACUUGAAUCGUAUUUUAACAUAAGAACAUAAGAAAUUACCUGAGAUUAAGAGCGGAUAUCAGAAUAUGAGAUGCCAUAUAUUACAUUACAUAAAUAAUUAA
Molecule: messenger RNA, 1670 nt
Organism: Dalotia coriaria
Lineage: Eukaryota; Metazoa; Arthropoda; Insecta; Coleoptera; Staphylinidae
Product: bleomycin hydrolase
Exons: 4
Coding region: 164-1537 (457 amino acids)
Biological process (GO): proteolysis; L-homocysteine catabolic process; response to toxic substance
Cellular component (GO): cytoplasm
Molecular function (GO): cysteine-type aminopeptidase activity
Source: RefSeq, a predicted model, not a curated record